This is a messenger RNA of Penicillium daleae, 1122 nucleotides long. RefSeq names its product SIR2 family NAD-dependent protein deacylase. Lineage: Eukaryota; Fungi; Ascomycota; Eurotiomycetes; Eurotiales; Aspergillaceae. The transcript is spliced from 2 exons. The record is from RefSeq and is a predicted model, not a curated record. Gene Ontology annotation, molecular function: NAD+ binding; histone deacetylase activity, NAD-dependent. The coding region runs from base 1 to 1122 and encodes 373 amino acids.
AUGGGCAACGAAGAGUCGAGCAUGGUGGAUGAGUCCACCCGCCCCUCGGUGCUGGAGGCGCGCAAUAUAGAGGCGGUGGCCAAAUAUAUCAAAGAGCGCGAGGUGAAGCGUAUCGUUGUCAUGGUUGGAGCGGGUAUCAGUACUGCAGCAGGCAUCCCAGAUUUCCGGUCACCAGAUACCGGACUCUAUGCCAAUCUGGCAUUCCUCGACUUGGAAGAGCCAGAAGAUGUAUUCGACAUUGGUUUCUUCCGAGACAAUCCCAAGCCGUUCUACGCGCUGGCGCAUGAGCUGUACCCUGGGCGGUAUCGCCCCACGAUUGCCCAUUCCUUCAUCAAGUUGCUCUACGACAAGGGUCUACUACUGAAGCACUUCACUCAGAAUAUCGACUGUCUUGAGCGCCAGGCUGGGUUACCCGGGGACAUGAUUGUCGAGGCCCAUGGCAGCUUUGCGACACAGCGCUGCAUUGAGUGCAAGACGCCGUAUCCUGACGAGGAAAUGCAAAAGAAGGUCCAGGCGGGCGAGGUACCGCACUGCCUGGUACCACAGUGCAAUGGUCUCGUCAAGCCCGACAUUGUCUUCUUUGGAGAGGCUCUACCCGCGAGCUUCUUCGAGAGCCGCGGCUUACCGGAACAGGCCGAUCUGUGUAUCGUGAUGGGCACCAGUCUCUCAGUACAACCAUUUGCCAGUCUGCCUGGGUUCUGCAGACCGGGUAUCCCGCGAGUGCUCAUCAACAUGCAACGUGUCGGGACAUUGGGGUCGCGCCCGGACGAUGUGCUCAUCCUGGGAGAUUGCGAUGCGGGAGUGCGCAAGUUUGCAAAGGCUAUGGAAUGGGAAGAGGAGCUUGAGGCUAUCUGGGAAGAGACUAACCCAGACCCUAAGGCGCGCGAAGCCGAGAAUGAGCCGCUGCCAUCUCGGGAUGAGCGGCUCCGACAGGAGGUUGACCGGCUUGCGCAGGAUAUUGAACGCACACUAGGUCUGACGGACUCAUAUCAGCAGCGCGUGCGGGCGAAACUGGGCGAGCCAAGUGAACCUGCUGCGACCGUCCAAGUGGACUCCCAAGAAGAACCGUCACCAGAAGGACUGGACCAUGUGUUCCCGCACUUGGCGCGCAAAUCGCGUUAG